AUGUCCUUCCAACGACAGAACAGCACCGAGAAGUCUCCCCUCGACGAGAAGGACGGCGGCUCCGUGGAUGUGCGGGACAACAGCUCGAGCCAGGGCUCGGAGCCCGCCCUGGGGUAUGCCGCCGGCUCGCCAUCGAAGCCUAAGUUGCCCUAUUCAUGGCAGCUGGCGAUGAUCGUGUUGACGUGCUUGUGCACAUUCGGCAACCACUGGUCGAAUGGUCUCAUUGUGUCUCUCAAGACCACUAUCAUCAAGGAGACGCACAUCAACAACUCGCAGUUUGCGACCUUGGUCGCCGUCACUAACCUUGUCAACACCUUCUUAUGCAUCGGGCUCGGCUUCUACAUCGACAAGUUCGGCGGUGCGCUGAUGUCCGUGAUCCUCGCGGGCUUCCAUCUCUCUGGCGCAAUGGUCAUGUCCGGGGCGGCGACGAACCACCUCAACAGCUACCCGCUGCUCAUCGUCGGCAAGGUCCUCGCCGCUAUUGGUGACGGAUCCCUCGAUAACGCCCAGCACCGGAUCUUCUCGACGUACUUCGCACCUGGGAGAGGCUUCGCGUUCUCCAUCGGCGCGAUCUGGUGUGUCGCCAACCUUGCGCAGUUCACCGGCCAGUCCACCGCGAACAUUAUCGCGACAAACCUCGGGACGUACGCUUGGGCGCUCUGGAUCAGCUCCGUCAUCGCCGGGUUCUCGUUCGCGUGCGCGAUCACCGUGUUCUUCCUCGACCGCUACCUCCGCGCGCGCUACGACGUCACCGACCAGACGAACGGUCGCCGCCACACGGGCGCGGUUCGCCGCGGCACGUUCAACCUUAAGGCGAUCCGGCACCUGCCUAUGACCUUCUGGCUGGUCGUUGCGUUCGCCGUCUUCGAGAACGCCGGCGUGCAGUCGUUUGUGUCGAUCUCGACGCAAUUCGCGCAGCAGCGGCUGAAGAAGGGCGCUGUCAUCGGCGGCUGGGUCUCAAGUUUCUACCUGCUCCUCCCUGCCGGCCUGACACCGUUCCUGGGCAUCUACAUUGAUGUCUACGGAAAGCGCAUCGGCUUCCUGUUCCUCUCCGGUCUGACGUUCCUCAUCUCUAUGCUGCUGCUUAAGUUCUCUCACACUGUACCGACGUUCGUCGCUGCAUAUGUCUUCUACGCGCUCUCGCAGGCUGUCACACCCGCACCUCAAGUGGAGAUCAUCCGGAGCAUCAUCCCUGACCCAGAGUAUUUCGCUACUGGCUUCGCCAUCAAGAAGUCCGUCGUCCAAGCCUCCAUCGUGAUCAUCACCACCGCCGCCGGUCGCCUGCAGGACCUCUCGCCCACGGACUCGCUCGACCCCGCCGUCUCGCUCUGGCUCUCGUACGCCUUCAUCUCCGUCGCGAUCUCCGGCUUCAUGCUCGUCAUGUCCUACGCCGCGCCCAACACGCUCCCCGCCGCGCGCCUCUCGCAGGUCGCCCCAGGCGACCUCCCCGCGGAGGUCGACAAGCUGGCGCGCGCGCGCGGGCUCGUCGUGGCGAAGCCGGACGCGGACGAGACCGCGGACGGCGAGACGGAGCUGAAGCGCAAGGAGCGCGCGCUCAAGGCGCCCGUGCGCGAGAACACGGUGCUCAGCUGGGCGUACCUCGCCAUCGGCCUCGGCAUCAUCUUCAUCGGCUGGAUCAUGUUCGGGCUCGGGGUCAACUGGGGCGUGCACGGCAGCGUCAUCGCCGGCACUGUGGGCGAGUGA
Messenger RNA from Trametes versicolor FP-101664 SS1, 1704 nucleotides. RefSeq names its product MFS general substrate transporter. Gene Ontology annotation, molecular function: transmembrane transporter activity. The transcript is spliced from 14 exons. Gene Ontology annotation, biological process: transmembrane transport. NCBI's taxonomy places the organism in Eukaryota, Fungi, Basidiomycota, Agaricomycetes, Polyporales, Polyporaceae. The record is from RefSeq and is a predicted model, not a curated record. The coding region runs from base 1 to 1704 and encodes 567 amino acids.